Messenger RNA from Fonsecaea multimorphosa CBS 102226, 2676 nucleotides. RefSeq lists its product as uncharacterized. The record is from RefSeq and is a predicted model, not a curated record. NCBI's taxonomy places the organism in Eukaryota, Fungi, Ascomycota, Eurotiomycetes, Chaetothyriales, Herpotrichiellaceae. Bases 1 to 2676 code for a protein of 891 amino acids. The transcript is spliced from 3 exons.
AUGCUCGACCCGCUCUCAGCCAUCGGAUUGGCCUCGGCCAUCGUGCAAUUCGUUGACUUCGGUGCUGAAAUCAUCCAGGGCGCGCGGGAAGUCUAUGGCUCCAUGUCUGGCGCGACUGAGCGUAACCGGAGCCUAGAAGUCGUCGUGAGCCAAAUGAGCAAUCUGAUCUCGAAGCUCAGCGCUCAGGGGGACUCGCAGCAAAGUGAGGAUGAGAAAGCUCUCGGUCGCGUCGCCGACGAAUGCAAGAUUCUGGCAAAACAAAUUCUCGAUCUUCUUGAGAAAAUCAAGGCUAAAGAUCCCAACUCAACCCUCCAAGCCGUCUGGGCAGCACUAAAGAAUCAAAAAUACAGGAGAGAGAGGCAGGAACUGGAAGGAAGACUGGAGAGCUGUCGGAAUCACCUUGAAUUUCAACUGAACUAUUUGACCAGUAUUGAGACAAAGAGCAGCUUGGAUGCCCUGCUUACUUCGGCGGAGGGUCUCACUGAAAAAUUUGAACUGUUUCAGAAGCAUGUUGAGCAACUUCGCUGCGGAAUCAGGGUUACGUCCAUCAGCCCCGAGGCUCAAGAACAAGUCCGGAAGCUCUUGCAGCUCUCUGACGAGGUCCUCCAGAGCAUCAAACAGCAACGUGUUUUAAAUUCCCUUGCCUACAGUGACAUGGAAACAAGAUUCGAAGAAGUCUCCGAAGAACAUAGCAAAACCUUUGAAUGGAUUUUUGAAGACACCGCUCAAGGAGACUGCCUGGAGCGUGACGUUUCCAACCAAGAGCCGUUUGUCCAUUGGCUGUCAGCCGGAAAAGGCAUCUUUCACAUAAGCGGGAAAUUGGGGUCCGGAAAAAGCACAUUGAUGAAGUUUCUGUGUAACCAUCCUCGCACUGAAACUGAGCUGCGGCACUGGGCAGGCGAUCGCAAACUAAUAUUUGCAAAGUUUUUCUUCUGGAGGGGAGCUAAAACAAAGGAACAAAAGUCUCCAAGUGGCCUUGUCCGGUCGCUCCUGUACGAGGCGCUGCGAGCCUGCUCUGAACUCAUCCCCGUCGCACUGCCCGACCUCUGGGCUCAGCUGGAUUCAUUAGCCUGGCAGGUGGAUACGAAGCUCGACCUCGGAAAGCUGCAGACGCGAGCAGCGAUUUUUAGGCUUAUCAAUCAUCGGAACUUGUACAGGGAGCACUGUUUCUGCUUCUUCAUUGAUGGUCUGGAUGAAUUCGAGAAGACUCCUCAGGACGGCUAUGGAGAUCUAAUCCAAUUGCUUAAAAGUUGGUCCGACGUCGCCCCGGAAGCCGUCAAACUCUGUGUUUCCAGCCGGGAAGACCUAGUCUUUAUGGAUUCAUUUUCUCAGGAAAGGAGAUUUCGCCUUCAAGAUCUCACAAAGAAAGAUAUGCAACGUUACGUUUGGGAUAAGUUGCCGGUCGCGGCCGACGGAAAAGGUGAAGAACUGGCCCGAAAGAUAACCGAGAGAGCUGAUGGAAUCUUCCUCUGGGUUGCUUUGGUGGUCAAGGCAAUCCGGGAUCAGGUGGAUGAAGGGUACGAGCUCUCUGACGUCGAAGAAGAGCUCGGCCGGCUUCCCAGCGAGCUACAUGAGCUCUUUGAGUAUCUUCUCGAGUCGAUUAGCAGCGCAGGUCGCAAGAGAGCUCACCGCACCUUUGCCAUGAUUCUGAAGCUGAGAGGAUAUGAGUUCGACCUGUCGUUGCUGGCGUAUUCGUUUCUAGAAGACUACGAAAGGAACCCGGCUUUCGCUAUGGAGACAUUAUUCCCGUUUUCUGAUAUGGAUGCUACUACGAGGAGAAGCCGAGAAGACUUUGCACGCAAAAGACUGUACCGGGAUUGCAGGCGGCUCCUCGAAGUGGACGAGGAUAACAGGACCAUCACGGUCACUCAUCGAUCCAUUUUGGAAUUCCUUGAAAGUCAUGCAGUCAAGGACGAGAUGAAGUGCAAUCUUGAUGGCCCCAGCACUGAAGAUGCAAUUUCUCAAUUGUUCCUUGCAGAAAUGCGGAGCAAAACAGAAGGAUUUAAAGAGGUAUUCCUGGGUCAAGUCGUCUGUGCGCUGAUCGAUAUGCGAAACCGAAGCAACAUUGAUCAAGAGCCGUUUCGUUUUCUGGAGGUUCUAAAUUCCACAAUGACACGUUACCAAUGGACGGAGGUUCCGAGGUCCAAUCGUCAGCUAAUUCUCUCAAUCCCUUGGCAAAGAACUACUCGGCAGCUUGCUUUUCUGACGGCUACAUUUCGAGCCUUGGAAUAUCCAUUUGAUAAACACGGUCAACUCAACGAUGUUGUCACUCUAUCAACCCUUCAUGUUGCAUCAGUUUGUGGAGUCUAUGAAUACGUCGCCUGGAAGAUAGAGCACGAUCCAACCCUUAUCAAAAAUACUUUCGAAAUCGGCAUCAUUGUCUGCUGCGCCACAUAUGUGGACGAUUGUUUAAAGGACCUUCUUGGCAAGAAGAUGAAGAUUCUAGAGUUCAUGCUGACCCAAGGUCUCUCCGCAAAUGCAAUUAUUCACACCUGCGCAACAAAUAGCAACUUCAACGGAGAGCUGAGUUUUUGGCAACAUUUUAUCCUUAGGUUGGCGAAAAUUUUCGAUUCCAAGCUGGAUGAGGUCGAUAGGCUCAAAAGGGAAUUUGGCGAAAUGAUUGAAAAGUUUCUGGAAUAUGACGCAGACCCUUAUCUGUGGAUGUCGAAGCCCUAA